AUGUGCUCCUGUCCAAUUAUCAAAUUGACCCCGGAAGCAACAUUAUCCCAACAGCAGGAUGCAGGGAUCCAUGAUGUUCUCAAGAAUGUUAGGCACUACAAUUGCCUUUUUGCUGGCGGUGCUUGCAUUUUCAUUCUGGUGUUUCUUGGUGCUCUUUAUACACUUAGCCCUUUUGACUUCCUCCCAAGAUGUUCAAAAACCUUUCCUUGGCAAGUGCCAAUGGUGCCAUCGAAAAGGGCAUUCUCUCGCACAUUGUUAAUCGUUCAAGGAGAUGCCUCCCAAGAUCAUUCCUCCACCCUAUGA
This is a messenger RNA of Lactuca virosa, 303 nucleotides long. The record is from the annotation of a GenBank genome assembly. Lineage: Eukaryota; Viridiplantae; Streptophyta; Magnoliopsida; Asterales; Asteraceae.